Messenger RNA from Protopterus annectens (West African lungfish), 859 nucleotides. RefSeq names its product DNA nucleotidylexotransferase-like. Gene Ontology annotation, cellular component: nucleus. Gene Ontology annotation, molecular function: DNA-directed DNA polymerase activity; DNA binding. Gene Ontology annotation, biological process: double-strand break repair via nonhomologous end joining. NCBI's taxonomy places the organism in Eukaryota, Metazoa, Chordata, Ceratodontiformes, Protopteridae. The transcript is spliced from 5 exons. The coding region runs from base 149 to 859 and encodes 236 amino acids. The record is from RefSeq and is a predicted model, not a curated record.
AUGUUUUCCGAUCACGGGAUCUUAAAGAUGAAUACAUCUGAGAUGUAACUGCAUUAUCCAGCUAAUAGACAUGUGGCUGUAUGCUGUGACUGCAGUGUGACUUAAAACAGGAGUUUAAAGAACAUGCAGAAGACCCAUCCCAGUGAAGAUGGCACUAAUUCCAGUAAAAAAAAGGAAGAAAAUGUUGGCUGCACCUGUAGCUGGGCCCAGGACAGAAGUGAAAUUUUCAGAUGUUGUUAUAUUCCUUGUGGAGUGGAAAAUGGGAACAAGUCGUAGAGCAUUUCUCAGUCAACUGGCUAGAAAAAAGGGGUUCAGAGUGGAGGAUGAAUAUAGUGAUUUUGUGACGCACGUUGUUUCGGAGAAUCUCUCUGGUAAUGAUGUCCUGAACUGGUUACUGAAACGGAGCUUGGACGGUGGGCAUAAAGAAGAAAAAGGAGGAGGUGAAACUAGAACAUUACCAGCAUUUCUCAAUAUCUCGUGGUUCACGGAGAGCAUGUCUGCAGGGAUGCCUGUGGAAAUAGAAAGCAAACACCAACUUAAGGUUGAGAAUGUUGCCAAGAAAGAACAUGAAAAACAUAUUGCCACAUAUGCCUGUCAGAGGCGCACACCACUGCUCAACCACAACACAGUCUUCACGGUAAAGUAUCACCGAGUUUCACAAAAAAGUGUGUUGGUGGCAAUGAGAGAGCACAACUUGAGAGAAAUGCAGUGUGAUUACAAUAGUAAUAAGUAUCUGCACAGCCAGGAUUCAUCAGAAGAGGUGCUGAAAGCACAACUGCAAGUGGCUAAAACUUUCUUAGAUGGUAUAAGAAGUUCAUAUAGUCUUGAUAAAUUCGCAAAAGCAGUGGUGCAGCGGUAG